GAUAAGACUUAAUUCGUGUACCACGUGUUUUAAUGCACGUAUCUACAUACCUCCUCGUGUAUUAUAAAGUACAAACAAAUCUUAAUUUUUAUAAGACCACCGUGGUUUAGUGGAUGGGGCGUCUGCCCGGAGGGCGCAAUGCCAGGGGUACGUUGCCCGGCCGUGUCAUACCAAAAGACGUGAAAAGAUGGUACUUGUUUUUACCCUGCCUGGCGCUCAACAAGCGGCUAAAACAAGGACUGGUCGGCACGAAGUCAGUAAACUGUGACAGAGUGGGAUAUCCAUGUAUCAUGGCAGACCCACGCACACAAAUAUGGACACACAUGCAUGCAAGUCGCUAUAUAAGUGCAAUAAUCUUGAACGCAACGUUAAACCUGAAUUCCAGCAAAUCCCCCUGGUUGAACAGUUUCUUGCAAAUUUCCCUGAAAAUCAUGAAUCGAAAAACAGACCAAAUUGUGAUGAAAAUCAGGUUUUAUCAUAUAUACUACCAAAAAAUAAGUAAGAAUAUUUCAUAGUGAGUGGUGUUUUGCGCUACUCUUAGCAAUAUUAUAGCCACUUCACAGCUGGGAGCACCAAGAAUUGCCACUGUAUUCUCUGGUCCAUAUCUUUAUUUUCUGGUCAAGGCUCGAUUGUUUGCAGGCCACCGUCGUAAGGCAGGAGUAAUGCUGUACGAUGUCAGGCAACACUUUUAUAGGUAAAGAAGGGAAAUGGACUUCUCAACGUUGACGGAAGUAGCUGGCGUUGUGCGUCCGAUGUCAGCCAUGUCCUGGGAGGUGGCUUGUGAAAGUGAUCGAACCUCGGCCGGCGUCGUCUCCGUGAACGACGUGUCUUACACAGUGACAGAGUGGAUGGGGCCGUGGUGGAAGGGUAUGUGCUUCAGACAACGUCGGCAACGAAAGGUGCUCAAGAACAUCUCAAUGCUGCUGGAGAGCGGGAAGAUCACAGCCAUCAUUGGAAGUUCUGGAUCUGGUAAAACGUCACUGCUUGACGUCAUAUCCUGUCGUGGAGAGGGAGAAGUGAGUGGGGAGACUCAUUUCCGGAACAGGAAGUGUACACGUAGCCUGAUGAAGACGUAUGCCAGUUACGUCAUGCAAGCAGACCGACUACUUCCGAACUUAACUGUCCGAGAGACCCUAAGGUACACGGCGUACCUGAAACUCCCCGGGGGUACCAGCAAGGACGAUGUUGAGGCAAAGGUGCAGAAGGUCCUCAUGGACAUGGGACUUCGUAAAGUAGCCGACAGCCGCAUAGGUGGCGCUAUCAUCAGAGGUAUUUCAGGCGGCGAGAAGAGACGUGUUACCAUCGCACUGCAGCUUCUCCAGGAUCCAGAGAUUCUCCUCUUGGACGAGCCAACCACUGGGCUAGACAGCUACACGGCGCGUUACCUUGUGUCCAAUCUGGCGGACUUGGCACACAGAGGGAAGAUUGUCGUCCUUACCAUUCAUCAGCCUCGUUCUGACAUUUUUAAGCUUCUUGACCAUGUCGCCAUCUUGUCUCUUGGAGAACUAGCCUACUUUGGGAAAGUAGAUGACCUUGUACCGUACUUCACCAACCUAGGGUACCCUUGUCCCAAAUACGCCAACCCUCUUGACGAAUACAUUGACAAGUCAAGCGUUGACCGACGAACUCCUGCAAGCGAGGAGUUCACGUACAAACGAGUUCGACGCAUUGUGAACGCCUAUGCUGAGUCGGAGACGUUCGAAGAAAUGAGACACAACAUGACCGAUUCCGCUGCCCGCUCAGCGAUGGUGAAGAGCGGCUACUGGAGAGGCCACACAGGUGCAGGCGCCAUGAGAGUACUGCGGGUUUUGCUCAAUCGGAUGCAUACAAACCUGAGCCGGGACCGGAGCUCCUUUAUGUGGCGCCUGACCAUGCUGCCCAACUUUGUGUUCUUCGUGGUGAUCUUCCUGGGUCGCCUGAAGUACAACCAGGAGAGUGUGCAGGACAGGACGGGGCUGCUGUACCAGUGUAUCAGUGUGCCCCCCUGGGUCGCCAUCGUCAAUGUCGUUGGACUGUUUCCUUCUAUCCGCGAAGUAUACUACAGAGAAAGCAGGGAUGGUCUCUAUUCGUCCUUCAGCUUCCUGAUAGCAUACGCCUUGCACGUGCUACCUUUCUGUAUAGUCUCCAGUGCUCUAUUUGCCACGCUCAUAUACUGGAUAUCUGGCAUGAACUCUGACCCGGUGUUGUUUGGGGAGUUCCUGGCUGUCAUCUUCAUCCUUCACUACGGCGGGGAGCUCCUCACAGUGUCCAUGAUGGGACUCUACUUUGAUCCCCAACUCGCCAACAACACCACCGCCCUCAUCUGUUCGGCGUCGACUGUACUCGCCUCGGGAUUCCUCAGGACCCUGGACAACCUUCCCGAGCCCCUGAAAUGGCUGAGUUGGGGAACCAUACAGAAGUAUGCCAGUGAAAUAUUUGUUGCCAACGAGUUUCACAAGCUCAACCUGACGUGUGAUGACAGCAGCAAAUUCGUUCCUUGUGUGUUUCCCAACGGAGAUCGGUACUUGUCACUCUUCUACCCUGAAGCGUUGGGGCACAUCCAGAGAAACUUCGGCGCCAUUAUGGGGUUCCUUGGUGGAUUCUUCGUGUUAGCGUGUGUCACCUACAAGGUUAGAGGUACCCCCAACUUACAAUAAACCCUGGAUUACCCACCAUAGCCAUUCUGAGAAACGGAUGAAAGGGGUGUAUAGAAGAAGUUGGAGUGUUGGAGAAGUGUUGGGAAUGUUCGGAAAGCCUUCGAGGAAAACAUUAAGCAAACUAGGCUUGUUCCAAUCGGCAUUCCUACCAAGUUUGAUUCAGUUCAUUCAAAACCAGCUAUGUUCGUGAACAAAUUUAAACGUCAAUGUCCAUCGUUAAUGAUGUGCCUUAUAAUACAGACACAAUGUCUCAAUUUGAGCCAGGUCACAAAUCACAACGUUUAGACAUGGACAGACUAUUGA
Haliotis rufescens (red abalone) is the source of this 2939-nucleotide messenger RNA. RefSeq names its product ATP-binding cassette sub-family G member 5-like. Gene Ontology annotation, biological process: cholesterol homeostasis. The transcript has 11 exons. The record is from RefSeq and is a predicted model, not a curated record. Bases 708 to 2636 code for a protein of 642 amino acids. Gene Ontology annotation, molecular function: ATP binding; ABC-type transporter activity; ATP hydrolysis activity. Gene Ontology annotation, cellular component: plasma membrane. Lineage: Eukaryota; Metazoa; Mollusca; Gastropoda; Lepetellida; Haliotidae.